Boeremia exigua is the source of this 1655-nucleotide messenger RNA. Its product is annotated as NADP-dependent oxidoreductase domain-containing protein. Bases 420 to 1376 code for a protein of 318 amino acids. The transcript has a single exon. Lineage: Eukaryota; Fungi; Ascomycota; Dothideomycetes; Pleosporales; Didymellaceae. The record is from RefSeq and is a predicted model, not a curated record.
CUUUCUGACUUCCGAUUUCUGACCUCUGAACUCUGACCUUCAACUGCUCAAAGCAGCAGAUGUGACUGAGGCCAACGAAGCCAUAGGUUAGGUCUAGUCUAACGGGCCUAAACCGCGGACCAGCUCCAGACCCCGCUGACGCCAAGAAGUGGGGCUAUCAUCAAAGCAUUGCGACAGUGUCUUUCUAUGGUAUUCGCUGGAGUGCAAUUCCUAUGAGUAAUCGAGUCACUGGUUCAAAAAUGGCGCAAUUGAUACUGCGACAAGCAGGUGCGGCUGAGCGCAGUACAUAAGUAUGGGGGAAGCCGCACUCAUGUCAACACACCACUUUCACCACCGACCACUACUACGGACCGUCAGCAAACUCUCGAGUCAAGCCUCGUUCCUGAACAAUUUCAAAGACCCAUAGCACCACUAUCGUCAUGGUCAAAGUAGUUUUCGGAGGCGGUGCCUUCGCCUUUGGUGGCUUCAGCAACAAAGAUGCGGUGGCUGAGGCUAUUGACGUCCUCCUUGCUGCAGGCGUGACCACCAUCGACACAGCACGUAUCUAUCCAGGCUCUGAAGUCGCCAUCGGCGGCCAGGAGAAGCGUACGCAGUUCACUAUCGACACCAAGGUACCUGGCGGGUUCGCGCCAGAUACCGCACACAAGGAUACCAUCGUCGAGCACGCCAAGGAAGCUCUCGAGAAAGUCAAAAUCAAGCAAUUCGACAUCCUCUACAUCCACUCUCCCGAUCCCGAUAUCCCGCUCGAUGACACACUAGCUGGCAUCAACGAGGCGCACAAGCAGGGCAUCUUCCGUCGCUUCGGCCUGAGCAACUAUGCUCCACAAGAUGUCCAGCGUGUAUACGACUUGGCAAAGGAGAAGGGCUACCCGCUUCCUGAAGUCUACCAGGGCAACUACAAUCCCGUUGCACGCCACUUGGAGAAGGAUCUUUUCCCCGUCCUUCGCAAGCUGGGUAUCGUGUUCUACGCCUACUCGCCCCUGGCUGGUGGUUUCCUCACCAAAACCGCUGCUGACCUCGACGCUGGUGCCGGUCGCUUCAACAAGGACGCACUGGGCGGUAUGUACAGCAACAUGUACGACAAGCCUACUCUACGAGAGGGGCUGAAGGAGUGGAAUAAGAUUGCCGAGAAAGAGGGAGUUAGCAAGGCAGAGUUGGCCUACAGGUGGGUUGCGCAUCACUCUGCGCUGACAGAAGAGGGUGAUGGUGUGAUCUUCGGCGCAAGCAAGUUGAGUCAGAUCGAGCAGACAGCUGGAGGUAUCAAGAAGGGUAAGCUGAGUGAAGAGGCUGUGAAGAGUAUCGAGCAGCUGUGGGAGAGUGUCAAGGCAGAGGCACCUGUGGACAACUAUAUCGCGUCGAGGGGGGCCAAAAUUUAGAUGACAGGUGCAAGGGGCAGGCGUUAUACAGUACACAGUCACUAGCGAAUGACACAAUGUAUAGCCUGAAGGCAGCCCAAGAAUUCGAGUGAUGACGAUUGACAUCAAAGGGUUGAACACCCGACGUAAGAAAAGAAGAGGUUCCUAUAUGAUCGUUGUAUACAAUGUUUCAUAUCCGUAUGACCACCUGAAUUGCACACAUAUGAUGCUCAAGGGCCUUUUAGCCAACCAACGUAUCGCUCUUCCACCGCUCAUGUUCCAUUUGUACAGAUCUACUUU